AUGGCACACAAAGCGUUUUUACUAUUCGGCCUCUUCACUGUUGUUUUCACGUUACCAUCGAUCACUUUUGCAGAAGCACUUGCGCCUAUUCUCGACGUUGCUUCACUCAAUCGGAGCAGCUUUCCGGCAGGCUUUGUUUUUGGGACAGCAUCUGCGGCGUACCAGUACGAAGGUGCAUAUAGAGAGGGUGGCAGAGGACCAAGUAUAUGGGAUACUUUCACCCAUAAAUAUCCAGAUAAGAUACAGGAUAGAAGCAAUGGAGAUGUAGCAAAUGACGAAUAUCACCACUACAAGGAAGAUGUUGGGAUUAUGAAAUAUAUGAACCUGGACGCGUACAGAUUCUCUAUCGCUUGGUCAAGAAUCCUUCCAAAAGGAAAGCUUAGCGGAGGUAUAAACAAAGAAGGUGUCAAAUACUACAACAAUCUCAUCAACGAGCUGUUGGCUAACGGUCUACAACCAUUUGUGACUCUUUUCCAUUGGGACCUUCCCCAAGCUUUGGAAGACCAGUAUGGUGGCUUCUUGAGCCCUCACAUAGUAAAUGAUUUUCAAGACUAUGCGGAGCUUUGUUUCAAAGAAUUUGGAGAUAGGGUGAAACAUUGGAUUACUUUAAAUGAGCCAUGGUCUUUCAGUAAUUCUGGCUAUGCAACUGGGUCGCUUGCACCAGGUCGAUGUUCAAAAUGGCUGAAUCCAAAUUGCACCGGUGGUGAUUCGGGGAAAGAGCCUUAUUUGGUUACACAUCACCAACUUCUUGCUCAUGCAGGAGCUGUUAAAGUGUAUAGAGAGAAGUAUAAGGUAUCUCAAAAAGGAGUGAUAGGCAUAACCCUGGUGUCUCAUUGGUUUGUGCCAUUUUCAGAUAACAAAUUAGAUAAAGAAGCUGCCGAACGAGCAAUUGAUUUCAUGUUUGGAUGGUUUAUGGAACCAUUGACAAGAGGAUACUAUCCACAAAGCAUGCGUUCCUUAGUUGGUAAACGAUUGCCGCGGUUUUCUAAAAACCAAGCCAAGCUUAUCAAGGGCUCAUUUGAUUUUAUUGGACUAAACUAUUACACCACUAACUAUGCUGCCAAUGCACCUCAACUAAGCAACGCUAGACCCAAUUACCUUACAGAUUCUCUUGCAAAUCUUACAACUGAACGCAACGGGAUUCCUAUAGGUCCAAUGGCUGCUUCUACUUGGUUAUAUGUAUAUCCCAGAGGAAUUAGAGAACUGUUGCUCUACACCCAAAAUAAGUACAACAAUCCUUUGAUUUUCAUCACAGAAAAUGGUGUUGAUGAGUUCAAUGAUCCAACGUUGUCACUUGAGGAAGCCCUUCUAGAUACCUUUAGAGUUGACUAUUAUUAUCGUCAUCUCUUUUAUCUUCGAUCAGCAAUUAGGGACGGCGUAAACGUAAAAGGAUAUUUUGCAUGGUCAUUGCUGGACAAUUUUGAAUGGUCUAAUGGUUAUACAGUACGGUUUGGAAUAAACUUUGUGAAUUACACAACUCUGGAGCGAUAUCCAAAGCUCUCGGCAAAAUGGUUCAAGAAUUUUUUAAGAAAAUAUUAG
This is a messenger RNA of Abrus precatorius (Indian licorice), 1539 nucleotides long. RefSeq names its product beta-glucosidase 12-like. The record is from RefSeq and is a predicted model, not a curated record. Gene Ontology annotation, biological process: carbohydrate metabolic process. Gene Ontology annotation, molecular function: beta-glucosidase activity. NCBI's taxonomy places the organism in Eukaryota, Viridiplantae, Streptophyta, Magnoliopsida, Fabales, Fabaceae. The transcript is spliced from 13 exons. The coding region runs from base 1 to 1539 and encodes 512 amino acids.